Messenger RNA from Prosopis cineraria, 921 nucleotides. RefSeq lists its product as uncharacterized. The coding region runs from base 1 to 915 and encodes 304 amino acids. The transcript is spliced from 2 exons. The record is from RefSeq and is a predicted model, not a curated record. Lineage: Eukaryota; Viridiplantae; Streptophyta; Magnoliopsida; Fabales; Fabaceae.
AUGGAAUUACAGGAACUUAAUGGCCAUGAAUUGAGGAAUGAAGAAUUCAACUCUUUGGCAUCUAUUGAAAGGAUUGAUCUUCAGAAUCGUGGGAUUGAAGGACAAUUUCCAACUUUUCAAUACCUUCGAGAAUUAACCUUGGAAGAAUGUGCAAGAUUGAAAUUUGUUUUCUCUCCUCAGCUCUGUCAAAGUCUUCCAAUGUUAGUUAAGGCAGCCAUAUCUGAUUGCGCGGAAUUGGAGGCAAUUUUUUCAGGCAAUGAAGAGACUGAGAAGGGUCUAUAUACAACUGAAGCCUAUCUGCCAAAAUUAGAAAGUUUGAGAAUCUCUAAUUGCAACAAGCUGAAAUUUAUUUUGUCUUUCAUGAUUAAUGCUGCUACCUUAAUGCUUCCACAACUAAGAACUCUAUCGAUAUUAAAGUCUUCUCAGCUAGAAGAAAUUUUCAGGUGUUCUAAUAUUGAAGAUCAUGAUAUUGAUAGUGAAAUGAAGAUUAUGUUUCCAAACUUGAAAAAUGUAGCACUUCUAUGGCUUCCAAGACUUGUUAAUAUCUGCCAAGUGUUUAAGUUGCAGACAAGGGAAUUUUGCAGAGUUGACGUUUAUGAUUGCCCAAAAUUUAUGCCAAUUCUAGGGGCAACUAUGAUGUGGACUAAAGAUGGACGACUUGUAAGGAUGUAUAAAUUGAAAUGCAGCCAAUUAAAUAAUAAUGAAGCCCUCAAUCUUCCACUUUCAGUUCUAAAUGUUGGAGAAGUUGAUAUUCAAAGUCCUAAAGUUGAUCAUGAGUUUGAAGUUAUAGGUGAUGAUGACGAAGAAGAAACCAAGGACUUGAAAUUGUUAUUGGAACAAGAAAUGCUUGGAGGUCUUGCUCCCACACAAGUUUUGAGCUUCCAAUAUCUGCAUUCCUUAACAAUGAUUGGAUGAAAAAAG